AUGGCUCCGACAAACACCUUCACUAUCACUGCGGACCCAGGCACCGACAUCUGGCGCAAGCCUCCCACGACCGAUGUCUUCAAUGCCCCGAUUGCCCUCCCUCCCGCCGGCGCCACGCCGCUUCGCCACUCGGGCCCGCUGACCUCCUUCCUGUCGGCCCGCCUCUCGCUCAAUUUCACCCCGCAAGAGCAGUACGACCAAGGAGGCAUCCUCCUCAGCUUCCGCCAGCGGCGCAAGGACGACGACGACGACGACAACAACAACAACAACAACAGAGCUUCUUCUUCCACUGCCGCUGCCCCGCCACCAAAGUGGAUCAAGUCCGGCAUCGAGUUCUACAACGGCCGCCCGCGCCUGUCCACCGUCUCCUGCGACAACUGGGCCGACUGGUCCGUCGCCGACCUCUUGCCGGCCGAGGCGUCCGGGCAGAGCCGGUCAGAGACGGGGAUGGGGACGGGUGCCGAGACCGGGUGGACGACCAUUGCUAUCGAGAAGGACAAAGACGGAAACGGAACCGGCGUGUGGGUGUACCGGGUGUUGGAGGACGGGAAUGGGGGAGAGACGAAGGUGCCACUCCGAGAGAUCUGCUGGGUAUUUGGGCAGGAGCGGCUGGAGGACAGGGAGGUGGAGGUGCACGCAAUGGCGGCGAGGCCCGAAAAGAAAGCCAAAGGGGGGUUGACAGUGGAGUUUGGAGACUUGAAGGUGAGGUGGGCUAAGUGA
This is a messenger RNA of Thermothelomyces thermophilus ATCC 42464, 720 nucleotides long. RefSeq lists its product as uncharacterized. The record is from RefSeq and is a predicted model, not a curated record. The coding region runs from base 1 to 720 and encodes 239 amino acids. The transcript has 2 exons. NCBI's taxonomy places the organism in Eukaryota, Fungi, Ascomycota, Sordariomycetes, Sordariales, Chaetomiaceae.